Molecule: messenger RNA, 1148 nt
Organism: Amborella trichopoda
Lineage: Eukaryota; Viridiplantae; Streptophyta; Magnoliopsida; Amborellales; Amborellaceae
Cellular component (GO): intracellular anatomical structure
Molecular function (GO): pyridoxal phosphate binding
Source: RefSeq, a predicted model, not a curated record
AUGAACUGAGUGGAAGAAGCAAAGGGAAGGGGAGGAAAAGGAUGGCGGUUUCAGCAAUGGAGAGCGCCGCUGUGACUGCGCUCCGCUCUGUGAUUUCCCGCGUCCAAAUUGCCGCCGAAAGGUCUGGCAGAAGCUCCGAUCAAGUGAGGCUGGUUGCAGUGAGCAAGACGAAGCCAGUUGAGCUCAUUCGCCAGGUCUACGAUGCAGGGCACUGGUCCUUUGGUGAGAAUUAUGUUCAAGAGCUCGUUGACAAAGCACCUCAGCUUCCAGGAGAUAUUGAGUGGCACUUCAUUGGGCACUUGCAGAGCAAUAAAGCAAAGACUCUUGUCACUAGCGUGCCAAACCUAGACAUGGUUGAAAGUGUAGAUAAUGUGAAGUUGGCAAAUUAUUUGGAUCGUGCUGUUGCGGGUGUGGGAAGGAAGCCUUUGAAGAUCCUUCUCCAAGUCAAUACCAGUGGGGAGGAGUCAAAAUCUGGUGUUGAACCCUCAGGUUGUGUAGAACUUGCGAAACAUGUUAAGCUGGGCUGCCCAAACCUUGAGUUUUCUGGGCUGAUGACAAUUGGGAUGUUGGACUAUUCCUCUAAGCCUGAGAACUUUCAGGCAUUGGUAGAGUGUAGAAAUGAGGUUUGCAAGGCUCUUGGAAUAGCAGAGGCUCAGUGUGAGUUGUCAAUGGGCAUGUCAGGCGACUUUGAGCAAGCGAUUGAAAUGGGCAGUACGAAUGUGAGGAUUGGUUCGACCAUAUUUGGAGCAAGAGAGUACCCUAAGAAAGAGGAAAGCGAAUGAAACAACUUUAUUAUAAAUCUUUACAUCAUCAUGACCAGGGUAAAUCAAGCUCAUUGUGCAUCAAAUACUGGCAUUGGCAUAUGUAAUUUCAUAUUGGCAUUGGCAUCUGUAAUUUCAUAAGGACAUGGAAAAUUAUUUUCCCACCUGUGCAUUUAAUUGAGAAAAUAUUAAUGUACCAUUUUCUUGUUCUGUACGGUUCUUAGCCCUGCUUCCUCCCUAGAUGCUGACGUAGGUUUGAGAGAGGUGUCCAGCUUACUAUUCAUUGUUCAUUGUUCCGAAAGAUCUAAUUUCUCAGGAAGCACUAUCGUAAUGUGUUGUAGGAUUUCUUCUCAUGCAGUAAAUCAUUUUGUUCUUUUUGAAUGUGAA